Gaeumannomyces tritici R3-111a-1 is the source of this 321-nucleotide messenger RNA. RefSeq lists its product as hypothetical. Lineage: Eukaryota; Fungi; Ascomycota; Sordariomycetes; Magnaporthales; Magnaporthaceae. The record is from RefSeq and is a predicted model, not a curated record. The transcript has a single exon. The annotation marks the transcript as partial.
AAAGCCUUUAAAACAAAAAUAAUAUCGGAAUUGUAUAAAGGGACCCUGGGGGAUACAAAUGUUUUAGCCUUUAAAAAGCCGGUUACUUGUUUUAAGUACGGGCAGUUAAGCCAUAUUGCUGCAGCAUGCAAAAUACGGACGAAUAAUCCGAAAACCCCGUUAGCCCCAGCAAUUACACAAAAGGCAAAAAGGAAAAGGCCCGAAAUACGGUGUUACGGGUAUAAAAAGCUAGGCCAUAUCCGGCCGGCGUACUUUAAAAAAAGCAAAAUAUCGCUACCCAAUUCGAUACCGCUGUUUGGCCGUUUAAGCACCGGGGCUUAA